Paramuricea clavata is the source of this 10621-nucleotide messenger RNA. The record is from the annotation of a GenBank genome assembly. NCBI's taxonomy places the organism in Eukaryota, Metazoa, Cnidaria, Anthozoa, Malacalcyonacea, Plexauridae.
AACUUAAUGUCGCUCCGUCAGUUGCGACUGGCGACUGCUCUGUCUGAUGAAAUAUCACUAGUAUUUUUUGCAAUUUCUGUUUUACUUUGAACAGAAAUAAAUAAAGCUGACAGCUAGGGGAUGUUCAUUGUGCAAUGCAAUUUGCCUGCUCGUAUCAUUGAGUGGAAGAAACGCUCCAAAUGGCGUAUUUUUUAGACACUUCGGGUAGUGGCAAUUUUGGUUUUCCCCCCGAGUCGGAUGUAAACAAUAGCCGAUGCAGCUUGCCGCCAGAGGUGAAAUUUGCUUUUUAUCUCGAUUUAUGAUGAGGAAUACACGUUUAUCAUUUUUAAUUCUGUUUUUGUAUACUCCUGUCACAGGUUGAAGAAGGCAACGUCGAAUACAAAGUGAGUUUUUUCGAUAUUUAUUUUUUAUAUCAUUAAAUGUAGAUUUUUUCAUCUUGAAAAUAUUGUAGAAUAUUGACUAAGUGGCUGCUUACAUUGAAGCUGGGCUGUCCCAGUUGCCAAGGACAGCCGGGUAAGCGAGAUCUUGCUAUGUAGUUAUAUUUUAGGAAAAAUUGAGUACUUUGUAUUUACAUGCACAACAAGGCCGGCCCAGUUUCAGAGACAUCCCAUAAGAAUUUCCCCAUUAUCUGAUAACCAAGUCACAGAAUAAGAAGGUACAGCAGAAGCGUCACUCAAGCAAGUAUUUGUCCUCGUUUUUACAAGCAAUUCGUCAUCAAUCACGCCAUCCUGGCUAGUACAACCGGCACUUUGUACCUACCAAAACCUGAUAAAAACUUCCGGUUGUACUAGCCCAAGAUGGCGUGAGCGAGUUAAUUUAAAAUUUUCGUGGACGUAAAACAAUAAGUGAACCGACUCGAGUGACGCUUCUGCUGUACCUUCUUAUUAUGUGACCAAGUCUGUGAUGUGGUGGCUGGGUGAUACUCUAGGCCAACAUCUUGCUAGCCUGUGUGUCAAGCUCUACGCUUGAGAUAGAGCCUGCUACUGAUGUUAAUAAAAAGUGGAAUUAUGCGUACAAAUCGUACACAAAAUUCCCAUUGGUCAGAAAUAAAUAGCCUUGCUUUAUAAGGUAAUAUCAAGUUGUUUACAUAAUAUGAUAUUCUGUACUGGUAAUUGUACUUUUGACUGCAUUAAAUGCUGCCUUUGCUGCAUAUAAACACGGCCAAUAACCGUUAUUAUUGUUUAGUUUGUAAUUCCUGGCUGUUUAUUAAUGAACCUUGGUAUAUUUAUUUUCGAGAUAUUGGUGGAAAAAUUGACCGUUAUUGUCAUAUCUUAAAUUAGCUUUGAUAAUUAUCUAAUUAACAAUCGCCGUUUUGAUUGGUUGUUAUUUUUGUGCAUCCAAAUGAGUGUUACCCUGGUUCCAGAGGUUUAAAAUAAACCUCUGGUUGAAAGCGGCAAUUGACUCAUCAAGCCGCACCAAUCAGUUUGAAUUAGGGUCGGAUCUUGACUUUGUCUCCUGAUUGGAUGAUUGUAUUAAAGCUCUCUGAUUGGUUAUAGAUGUUUUAUUUGAAUCAAUCAGAGAGCUUUAAUACAAUCAUCCAAUCUGGAGACAGAGUCAGGAUCUGACCCUAAUUCAAACUGAUUGGCGCGGCUCGAUGAAUCAGUUGCCGCUUUCAACCAGAGGUUUAUUUUCCCUCUCCCCUUCGCAAUGAAAAUAAUAAAAAUAAACCUCUGGAACCAGGGUAAAUGACUGUCCACUUUUCAUCGACUUCAGUGGCAGGCUUCAUUUCAAGCAUAGAGUAGGGUUGCACCGGAAUCAAUUUUUAAGUUCCGGCUGGAACCGGAUCCGACUUGAACUGGAAAAAAGUUCUGGCCGGAACCCAUUUAUUAAGCCAUAUAUGGUCAUAUGUUACUUUGUCUGCUGACAGACAGACAGACAGACACUUCAAGUCAUCAAGGAGAGAGUUCGCAAAUGUUAGAAUGAAGAGAUUGACAAAUGUUAAAUGUCAUAAGAAAGUGUUAAUAGUGUACAUUUCCCUUGCGUAGUCCAGAUUUCUUCCUACUGUGAACUUUUGUUAGAUACAAAAACUAUUGAUAUUCUAUCUCUCUCAAAAUGACAGGGUUCCGGCCAUGCUUUUUUUAUUAGUUCCGGCUGGAACCGGAACUCUGAAAAAUCGGGGUUCCAGCCGGAACUAACCGGCCAGAACCGAGUUCUGGUGCACGUACCCCUAGCAUAGAGCCUGACACACAGGCUAACGUCUUGCCAAACAGAUCGCAACUAGAAUUUAUAAAGCAGUGAAUAACUUAAUAUACCCCAGCAAGCUUAAUAUUAUUUUUCAACCUACCUCGCAAGUCCACUCUCAUAAUCUUUAGGUAUUCACACAAUAUAUUCACCCCACCAUGGGGCUGUCUUAUGGAACAAUAUUCCAGAUGGAAUAAAAAGUCAGGCUUCAAUAAUUUAAUAUUAGGAUUGGAGUAGUUAUAAAUCGUAUAUAUAUGUUAAGCUGGGUUUUUUGUUUAAAAGGUGAGGGCCGAUUCAAAGGUUGCCUUGCAUUCUGUAAGAAUUAUUAUUUGCUUGGGUCAACACCUUGUCAAACCGCAUUUUAUUUCCAUGGUCUGUUUUACGUAUCUAUAAUUACUUGUGAGGUACUUUGUCAAGAAAAGCUUUAAGGUAAUUAAAAAACAGUAACGAUUUGUCAGACACAAAUCAAAACAGGAACCAAAGACUUGGUUCACACAUUAGUCAAUCAAAAACAAAUACAAAUAUAAAAAAUCAAGAAUAUAAAAACUAUAGUUUUAUAAAACAAGACACACAAUGGUCGCAUUAUAAAAUGUUUGUAACAGGGACUCAUAGUCGCUGUUCCAUUAUAUUGAAAAGCGCCAUUCCUUCAGCCAUCUCAUCCAAUUUUAUCAACCUUCUAAGCGUUUUAAAAGAAAGGAGUCAUAACAUUAACAUUUUCAGAGGCGCCGGAAUAUCGAUAAUUGCGGGGGCAGAUAUUCAUAUAUUCGUGUUCACAGACGGUGAUUGCUAGAUAGUAUACUUCAAAAUAAGGUUUCCGUUUUUAUAACGUAGAAAAAACCAUCCUAACGCAAAACUAAACCCUAAUACUAAACUUAACCCUAACCUUAACCUAACCCUAAUAUAACCCUAACUUAUUUAAAAAAUUGAUAUAAAAACGGAAACCUUAUUUUGAAGUAUACUAUCUAGCAAUUUCCGUUCACAGACUGUAAAAACAAUCGAUUUCAAAAGAAAUUAAUUGAGCAGAACACGAAUAUAUGAAUAUCUCCCCCCCCCCCCCAAAUUAUCGAUAUUCCGGCGCCUCUGAACAUUUUGCCAUACUAAUAUAUGUAAACCAUAAGGCAUGAUCAUUUUCAAGAAAAAAGUAUACCAUAAUCAGCCGGGGGCAGUUUUGAUGCUCUUUGAAAAACUUGCUUGUGCAUGUUUUGUCCAAAUUGCAACUGUGAUUCAAUUAUUGUGCAUAUUGCAGUAGGCUGAUGCAAUAUAUCAAUAUUUUUGAUAAAUAUCGAUAUUUCAAAAAUUUCUAUAUUGGAUGUACUGUAAUAAUAAUUUAGACAUUAAUACAAUAAAACAACCUGAUUUAUUAUUUUAUGUAAUGUUUUGGUUUUAAAUGCCCAUAUUAAUAAUAUUGAAGCAAAGCAAAUUUUUUUCUAACGACAUUUACAUCUAACACUUUUUCUGAACGUUUGAAAACUACAUAAAUAUACGAAAAGGAAAAGUACGAUUUUUUACCAACUAUCAUAAUAAACAGCGCUUUAAUUAAACACUACAGCAAUGAUACAACAACUGUGUAAUUUACAUCACGUGUAUCGUGUAUCAUGUUUUAAAUAGUACAUAUCGUGGGCUUUGAUACUUUGGUGUGUGUGACAGAACAUUGUGUGUCGUAUAAAGCAGCUUGCUGCAUGUCAGCGCAUUUGACACAACACAUAAAAAAAUCAAAUUUCAAUGGAUGUAAACGGUUGCAUGGAGUUGUUUCAUAUACGACGACUGGUAAACGUCCCCCUUAGAUACGCGUAUAUCCGUUUUAAUUCUAUGUAAUUAUAAUUAUUAGCUAAAGCUUGUGAAUCCCAGCCCGGCAAGGCUCAUACAGCUCGUGACACAGUUAAAAUGGCGACUACAGGAAGGCCAAGGUGAAGCUAUAUAUGAGAUAGGAGUGGAAGACAACGGCAUGCUAGCUGGUCUUACGCGAGAAGAAUUGAACAUGUCACUGAAUACACUGAAAAGAAUGGCUGCUAAACUUGGAUCAGAGACUACAGUUUUACGAGAGCAAGUGGUUGAUGGAUUUGUGGGUGAGGAUAACGAAAGAGUUGUGGCUGAAGUUCUUGUUCGAAAAGUUGCUGAUGAUCAGCAGGUAUCAAAGCUUUCAUCUAUUACGUACCGUAACGUACCGGUGAGCAUGCGCAUCUUGAAGAUUACGAACGUCCGGUUGAUUCGCGUAUCAAAAUAAAAAGUUCGUCGCAGGUCAACUUUUGAGCGUACUACGGAAGUAUUAACCAAUCAACAUUCACUAAAUUUUGAAAUUUACGCUUGGAGUUACGCUUGGAGUGGAAAACGAUUUUUCUAGUCUGAACGCACGAACCGAAACGUGUUUAUUAAAAGGCAAAAUUAAGAUGGGUUGAAAGCAAUUGGAAAGAGGAGGCAGUAUAAGUUGAAGCACCUUUGUAUUGAAAACAGCACACUUUGGUUUACUUUAUACUUGAAAAGGAGUAUGUUUGUAAUAAAAACGCCAUUAAAACGUCUGGAGCAUAUCAUGGGCUAUAAAAAUGUUUUUCGUGUAUGUAUAGUCCGUCGAUCUGUGAAAACUGAAAACUUGCGCAUGUACAAACGCGCAUGUACUGUCAGUAUGUAGUGCCUUCAACCCUCUACAAAGCGCAUGGUUUUUUGGGCAUGCAGGAAAGCUAUUUUAAGUUUUUAGUAACAAUCUGGUAUUAACAAUCGGAGUCGGCCUAGUAGUAACUUGAAACGAUCGUUAAUCGAUAGUUUCCGUGUGUGGCAUGAUCGAUCAAUAGUUUACGUGUCUUGAUGUUUUAUUGAAAUGUUUUCUGCAGUAUGUUUAUAUUAUUUUAGUUUAUUGACAUUCGUUUGGCAGUUCUUGGCAAUGUUGAUGUCGGCAAGAGCACGCUAGUCGGUGUGUUAACGCAAGGAGAGUUGGAUAAUGGUCGAGGACGAGCAAGACUCAAUCUUUUCAGACAUCUUCAUGAAAUUGAAUCUGGUCGUACAUCAAGUAUCAGUCACGAAAUUCUUGGAUUUAACAGCAAAGGACAGGUAAACUUCAGUGACAUAAAUUAGAUUCAUAUAGCUAGCGUCUUUUUUUGCUGCACUUAUAGGCAUAAAUCGAUUGAUUCAUACGAAAACCCAGAUCCUUACCCCACCCAACCCCUUCUCUUCGUAGACCACCUGUUCGUAGGCCACUAUCAUGGAAUUCCCUCAAUGCCAAACCUAGAAUCUCGACAGCAAGUUUUUGUGUACUAACUACUAAAUAGUUGCGUAUAUCAUGCUGCAGUAUUGAUACAAAGUUUAUAUUAUAUAAACCUGCAGGUUGUCAACUACAGUGAUUCUGGAAGUGCAGAGGAAAUAUGCGAAAUGUCAUCAAAAAUCGUUACAUUUCUUGACUUGGCUGGACAUCAGAAAUAUCUAAAGACUACAAUAUUUGGACUCACUGGUCAUAUCCCUGAUUUUGCAAUGCUGGUCAUUGCUGCAAAUGCUGGAGUAGGUAUGUGGGAAUGUUUGUAACUUUGUACCUGCAUAUGCACAAAUGUUUCAUAGUAACAAGAGCUAGCAAGCAUGCACUAGUAAAAUUAAAUACAAUCUACUGUAAACUGCAGUUAAAUGGACUAAAAUAGUUUUAUAGACUAUUUUAAGUAAAAAUGGCCAAAAAUAUGGGGUUAUUUCAUGUUAUAAAAACUUAGGUACAGUCUGGUUCCGUGGCGAAGCUAGUGGUCAUGGUGGGCGUGACCAAGAAUUGUCCCCAAAAUAUGAAUAUACAAUUACUUUAUGGUUUCUGUGUUUGGAUGGCCUGAUCCAAACACGGGUUUCGACCAAUCACAGCACGCGUUAUAUACAUGUUAUUUUAUAAUGAUACUUCUUGUAUUCUUGCACAACACAUUCCUUCCAUUUGGUUAAAUUUUUUAAAUAGUCCAAAAUCUCCGAUAUCUUUCUAAUGACUUAAAAUAAUACCUUUUGUGUGUGUUGGUGUUAUGAUGUUUGUGAUGUUAUUCUGAGUCUGCAUCCAGACCGAGCAAGCUGAAAAGUUUGUUUAUUCUACAUUAUAGGUACCCAAACAAUCUAUAUUUUUCAUUGAAACAUUUCAUGAAAUAAACGGAUUUGUGAAAUUGAGAGCCGUUUCAAAAUUGUCUAGUUUUUUAUACACCCUGUAUGUAUUAUUAACUUAAAUAGAAUACAGAUUAGUGUUUGAACGUGUGACUGGGAAGUUGGGAACUCUCGGGCACACUCAUCCUCGUUUGAUCGGGGCGUAAGGCUCUACAAUGAGGAAUGAAGGUAAUUUUUUUAUUUGUGUGUUGCAGUUGGUACGUCACGUGAACAUCUGGGUCUUUGCAUUGCUCUGGAUGUUCCAAUGUUUAUUGUUGUCAAUAAAACUGACGCAUGUACAGCCGCUAUUACCGAGCAAACUAUCAAGGGCCUGGAGAGAGUUCUCAAAUCACCUGGUUGCAAAAAGAUCCCAGUACGUGUUUCAAAUUCUGAUGAUGCUGUUGUUGCUGCCACAUACUUGGUUUCAAAUAAGUAUGAAAUUAAUUUUAUUUACAUUUAAAUAAAAUACAAUGGAACCAGACCUAGACAUACGGCCUUCGGAAUUCCUUCACUAAAAUUGAGCAAAAAAUGGAUAUGAGAGGGAGAGGGACGAUAAAUACAAAAAAAAUGCCCAUUUCGAUGUGGUCAGCUCUUCGUACCCUCUUCGGACUUUUUGGCAAGUUAUAUAACAACGAUUUUAAACAGGGCCAUACACAGCAGUGUGAGGGGGGGGGGGGGCGGCAACUGCCCCCUAGAAAAACUAUAUUUACGAUUUUUGGAAUGACAUUUAUUAAUUAUUCUUUGGGUAUUUGUGACUUUUUUUGGCAUAUAGGCCUUACUGCCGCCUGGUGAAAAAAUCCUGCGAACGGCCCUCAUUUUAAAGAUGAACUUUGUCGGUUGUAUUAUAUGAGGAUAAAUUUCGAAACAGUAUUAAUUUAAUGUCGUCUGUUUGUAUUUAUAACCUGAAACGACUGGGCAUAAUGCUGAAAUAUAUAUAUAACAUAAGUAGAAUCGUUUAUGAAUUUUUUCAUAAACUACAUUUAUUAUAUUCCUUUCAAUUUUAUAACACAAGAGGAAAUAUUUUUUAUACCGACAUUAUACAUCCGUAUACCCCGUAGUCAGUCCGGUGUUGGCUUUCACAAUAAUUUCCCACAUUGUAAGAUAAAACUCUACAACGCUAUCAAAACUACACAACCUCACUUUCUGAAAUUUAAGGCAGCCUAGAAUUGUCGUUCAAGACAAAGCAGCUAGUGCGUUCAUUUGCGAAGUAGUUCGUGUAAUAUUUCGAGUUAAUCGGAGGAGUAUAUGCGAAUCUAAAAUGGCUAGGCCUUUACACAACAUCCGCCUCAUAAAGUCGAUCAACCUGUAAACCAAGUGCCACGUGCCCAGUAAAGGCCCUAGAUCUAGGCUGCAGUCAAACCCGUUAAAUACGAACUCCAAAGGAACAUGUAUUAAAUAGGCGUCACCACAAUUAUAGGCAUGUGCCGGAUCCGCAUACCGGUAUACGAUACAUGGAUUACACGCCUACGUAAUGGCAUAAAGCUCAACAUUCCAUUGCAGCUUCAGUUCGUUAAAAAUGGGACUGUGUAUUAGCAUUGCUAUAUAUAUUGAGGUCUAAGUUUUAAAGAGAUAUCCGUAUUAGAGAGGAUGCCUAUUUAACUCUAUCAUAUUCGUUAGCCAGAAAACGUAUAAGUCGCCGUUAAGUAACGGAUAUCAACUAGAACGUGUUGGAAUGUUCUAUCCUCACAAAAGAGCUCAACCAUAUAUAUUCUCAAUCUCAUUGCAGGACGACUCCAAUCUUUACAGUUUCCAGUGUGACAGGACGGGAUUUGGAUUUGUUGAAACAAUUCCUAAAUGUGAUUCCACCUCGUCAGAGUCAAGAAGAACAAGAGAAACUAAUGCAGGAAGAACCCGAAUAUUUGGUAGGCUAGAUCUGGCGAUUUCAUGUAUGUAGGCCUCUUGCCAGUAAUGGAUUUCCUGGAGGCACGGGGGGUUUCUAUAUCAAAUCUAUUUUUCGGAUUUGGAAAUGUAAUUAUAAAAACAAAAAUGAAAAUAGAGACAAACUGACAAAGUGUAGGAAUGUGCGGUAUGAGAAUAUUCCGGAAUCGGUAUACCAGAAAAAUCAUACAUAUUAUCCAUAUGCCGGUAUUUCGGCUUUUAAAUUAGAUAUGAGAAUUCCUUAGUCGAGAGUUUAAGGAAAUUUUCAUUUUGAAUAAUUUGAAAAGUGGAAGCACGGUUUAUGAUCAUUUCGAAGGAAUUUCAGGCAGACAGACAUUGUUUUUAACACGAAAUGUCUACUUCUUUUACUUUGCAUUUGAGUAAAACAAAAAUUGAUAAUUUCGCCAUAUGCAUGGUGUGUAAAUUUGAUAUGGUAUACCAAAAAAUUUCAAUGUAUCGGAAAUUUCAGUAUAUCGGUAUGACUGAAAAACUCAUACCUAUAUUGGUUUCAAUACCGAUAUUUUCGGUAUGCCGAACAUUUCUAACAAAAUGAGGUAGUAACAUAAUUGUGAAAUUGUCUAGCAAAACAAUGAAUCUACAGUAUAUAUGGAACUAGUGCUUCGCUGCCGUAGUCUUUUGUUUCGAAAUCAUUAUGGUCACUAGAAGUGCUCAGGAAACAAAGAAAUAGCUACAUUUUGUUGCGAAACGGUUGAAGUGAAACCAGCUUCAAAGCCUGGUUUACACUGGCAAUUUGUCGCCGAUUUUUCCUACUCCUGGCCGAUGUGAUUGAGUGAGUGACAUGAAAAAUGAUCAAGAAUUCACUCGUUCGCAUCUAUCUAAUUACCUUAAACCUUCGAAUAUAAGCCCUGGCCGUAUUUCCCGUCAUUCAUGUUUCUUGAUUUCUAUUAUACUUAACAAUUUUGGUAUUUUGGGUUUAUUUUCGUAUUUUGGGUUUAUGUUCAGAGGUUUUAAAACUUCCUGAUCCAGGGUAUUUACGGCAUCGCAUGUUGACGUUUUUCGUUUGGUUUAUGCAAGAAAUUUUUAUUUUUGGAAUAUGCUGCCAGGAAGAAAAACAUUUUUGUCGCCUGAUACUGGGGGAGAAAGUGUUAUCUUCGAAGGGUCGGAGAGUUACCACAUUGUUGUAUAUUUGCCUCUUAUAGUGUAUAAUUAAAGCAUUGUAUGCAUAGGCCAAUUCAGAUUUUCCACUGUGCACCAAAUAACGUGUUGUGCGCCGCGAUAUAAGACACAUAUAUGAGACACUUAGGCUGCCUUCAGACUGGGUGUCCGGCACUGGUGCCCGUCACUGGUGCCUGUCACUUGUUUUCGGCCUUUGGCGCCUAGUUUGAACACGACACUUCCAAAUGAAAUUGAGCACAGUGCCCAAGUAAGGGCACUGCUUCUAGAGGUAGUACUCAACAACUGCACUGUGCUCAGCAUGUGAACCAUUGCCGGGCACUCAGUCUGAACGCAGCCUUAUAUACCCGUUAUAAUGUCAAUUUCCCAGAAAUAUGUGACAUGCACGUGUGGAUAUAUGUCAUUGCUUUGCACAUAAUAUUUACGUGCACACACGCUGACAUUUUUUACCAUCCGUAUUAGAGGUGUGUAGCGGAUCGGAUUGGACGUUUAUAAUCCGACAAUUGCCUAAUGUUUAAAAUCCGAUCCGAAAUUGUCUAAUCCGAAUCCGAUCCGAGUUUUGAUAAAGAAUUCCGAUCCGAUCCGAAGAAUUCUUUAAUAAAAUAAAUUUUUCAUUCAAGUUGGAAUAUUUAACCAAAUAAAUAUAAAAGCGAAAAAUACAUGUCAAGAAGCUGACAAAGUGACGUCCAAUUGAAGUAUCAAACGAAUAAUGCAGCGACAACCGCGAUAAUGCUUUGAUAAAUGCGUGGAUAAUUCAUUUUAUUUCGGAUAUCGAAGUCCGAUCCGACUACGAAACAACUUUAUCAAUCCGAUCCGAAAUGAAUAUUUUGGUUACGAAAUCCGAACGAAUCCGAUCGAAUUCGGAUCGGAUUUGCACACCUCUAAUCCGUAUGUACAAAAAGUGAAAUCUGAAUUUUUUCUGUGUUAGUGUAGCGUACUCAGGUGAAUAUGAUAUUUGUGGUGUUACUCUGAGUCUAUAUCCACACCGGGCGAGCUUGAAAAAUAUGCCCGGCCACGGUGGGAUACGUUCGGCCACGGUGGGAUGCCCGGCCCGGCCACGGUGGGAUAUGCCCGGCCACGGUGGGAUGCCCGGCCACCGUGGCCGGCCAUAUUUUUCAAGCUCGCCCGGUGUGGAUAUAGACUCAGAGUAACACCACAAAUAUGAAAUCUGAAUGUUCGUACUGUACUGUAUUGUUUUGUUUUGUUUUGUUUAGGUGGAUGAAACCUUCAAUGUUCCUGGAACUGGGCUUGUUCUUGGCGGAACCUUAAUGAGGUUUGUAUGUAGAAAAUUGCUUUUCGAAGCAUUCAAAUGAAACAUCCAAAGAACUCAAUAAAUUAGCCG